UUCGUCCGUCCUCCGUGUGCAGCAUUCGGCAGAGCCUGCUCUAGGGCAGGUCAAGUUCAUCGACCCACGUGGUACACUAUAUUGUUCCUUGUGGAAAGUUUGUGUGGUGCAGCAUGUGAGGCACACGGGGGUAGUGUGGGUAUGUUGUGGCUGCUGCAAAAGCCUGCCCACCCUCACCUGUCUUACCUUAUUUAACACUCGGUUGAAGGUGAAUCUGACACACUUAAUACAUGAAUCGGCCACACUUGUUACCAGUGUUGACAACGCAAACCGUGUGUGGUGGCAGUUAUUGUGUGUAGACACUGGUGUGGGGUGGGAGUGUAGUGGUGUGGUAGUGGUAUAUGAGUGAACAGUGUGUGAAGGUGGUGGAGGCUGGUGUCGGGGGCGGGGCCCCCGGCUGGUGCUUCACCAAGAGUGUUACCACUAUGUACGGCAGUUACACCUCGGAGGGUGCUGCCUCCACCCACCUGUAUGGCACACAGUACUCCGGCUCACCUGGUGCCCUCUCCUCCCCGCCAGGAGAGUCCUUAGUGUUCACGGUGCCCCCGCCUCCCACCUACCCUCCGCCAUGCACCACCUGCGGCCGUAACAGCUCCACACCUGCACACACCUACCACCAGCCCUCGUCAGCUCUCACCCAGUCUGAGGAGGAACGCACUCUGGCGCUGCAGCUGCGAGCUGCUGCUAUCUUCAACAAGACGAACGUGACCCUGCCUGCUGCAGCAACCCUCGCACUGCCACCCCCAGCCCUCACCUUGCCCCCUCCUCCUACAACCACAGCCACCACCUUCCCAUAUCCCCCUCCCUCACACCCUGCCCCGCCCACUACCCAUUACGACACCAGCACCUCGUACUGCACGUGUGAUUCAUCCCCCACCAGUAACUGCUCAAGCUCCUCUUCACCGCUGCCCUCCUGCCCCUUUCACCCCUCCCCCUGCAUCAGUACCGCAGCCGCAGCCUACCUUACCCCAUCCACCAUGGUGACCUUCUCCAACACAGCCACCACCACCACUGCUUACCUUGACUCUCCGUCUCCCUCAGGAAUGAAGCGGAUGUCGGAGAUGGAAGGAGAGACUCCACUUAAACGCCCUCGUCCCGCUGGUGACACUGAGCUGAGACUUCUAAUUCAGAGCAAGGCUGCGGGUUCGGUGAUCGGCAAGGGAGGCCAGAACAUUUCGCGCUUACGCAGCGAGAAUCCAGCCAGUAUUACCGUGCCCGAUUGCCCAGGCCCCGAACGAGUGCUGACGAUCGGUGGGUCGGAGGAGGUGGUCCUUAAAGUACUGACUGAAGUUCUCGAGUGUCUUGAUGAGGCACUGCAGAAAGGAUCAGAAUCAGAUGCACGUAUCUUGGUCCACCAGAGCCAGGCUGGCUGCAUCAUCGGCAAGGGAGGCAGCAAGAUAAAGGAGCUACGCGAGGAAUGUGGGGGACAGAUUAAAGUGUACACCAAUUGCUGCCCCCAGUCCACGGACCGGGUCAUCCAGAUCACAGGUGACCGUGACCGUGCCAUCCUUACCAUCACCCGUAUAAUGGAACUUGUCAAAGAAAGUCCCAUAAAGGGAAUGAAUAACCCCUACAAUCCACACAACUUCGAUGAGUUUUUUGCUAACGAGUAUGGUGGCUGGGGAGAGUCAGCUAAGGGCAGGUUCCCUGGUGGUCCCAUGGGCCGACCUCCCCAUAUGGGUCCAGGUGGACCAAUGGGUAGAGGACCAAUGGGGCCUCCUGGUGGACCACCUGGUGGGCCACCUGGGCCCCCUCCAUUUGGAAGGCGUGGACCCAUGGGUCCCCCACAUGGACCCCCACCUCCCAUGCGGGGCCCACCCAAUGGUGAUUUUGAUGGAAUGAUGAACAAGGGCAAACCAUUCAUGAAUGGCAGUGACCCUCACAAUGGAGACCUACCUACAACCUCAACUCAGGUCACCAUACCCAAGGAUGCGGCUGGUGCCAUUAUUGGUAAGGGUGGAGCAAGGAUCCGCAAGAUUCGGUCAGAUUCUGGAGCCUCUAUUUCUAUUGAGGAUUCUCGACCAGGUGCCACAGACCGUGUCAUCACAAUCAAUGGAAGUGAACCACAGAUCAAGCAUGCCCAGUAUUUGCUUCAGCAGAGUGUGCGCGAGUAUGGAGGAGAGCACGACUACAGGCCAGACUUUGAUCAUGAUCAGACUAGUGUUCGUGAGUAUGGAGGUCAGGCGGGCCGCAGAUACUGAAGUGCCAGCAAAAAGCCCAGCAAUCAUCAGUCUGAAGUUGAUGAAGCAGAUGCACUACUCUACCACACAUGCAAAAAAAAAGGCUAAAAUUUUAGACUAGGAUUAAUUUGGAAGAGAAGUUGUUACACAAGUGAUGUAGAUUGUAUUUUAUAGGAUUAAGGAGCCUCUUGUAACAAAGAUGCUCAUGAUGUAGAACUAGCUGUGUGCCACUGAAGUGCUGGGCUUGUCGUAUGUUGCUGAGCUGGAUUGGGAGUUAAAUGUCAUCUGUUAUAGAAGUACUAAAUCUCUUGUAAAUGCUAAUUAAUGUUUUGAUGGGGAUUAUUAACUUAAUGCUCGGGUGUAUUCCUUGUAGCACAAAGGGAGUUGCAUUGCCAGGGCAUACACAUUUGUGAUGGCAUGGGUCAGCAAAUUUGUUAAUGAGCACUGUCGGUGGAAUGACCUCACAGGAGACGACUAGGAUUCCAUCCAAUAUUUUGAAGUAA
This is a messenger RNA of Cherax quadricarinatus, 2683 nucleotides long. The record is from RefSeq and is a predicted model, not a curated record. NCBI's taxonomy places the organism in Eukaryota, Metazoa, Arthropoda, Malacostraca, Decapoda, Parastacidae.